UCAAAAUCAAUGCAUUAGUGCAGUACUUUUUGGGGGUUGCUUUGCAGAUGCUUAAUGCACCCUUUUUAACAUAAUUAUUAUCACUAUUACUAUUGUUAAUAUUAGUGAUGAUAAAACUUGAGUAACAAUAAAAAUUUUUAAUAUUGUAAUUUUUUUAAGUUCAAAAUGUCUAACGGGGUGCAAGUUUUAAAUAAUAAUCAGUCACAAAUAAAAAAAGGAUCGCAGUCUGCGAGGCGACAUGCAAAAAACAUGGAGCAAAAGAAUAAUUCAGGAACUAAAAGACCGGGUGACCCAAUCAUCGAAGGCGCACCAAUACCCAAGAAACGUCACAAAAAUCCACAACCCAAGAACGCAGUCUGUGCAUUGAACGAAUUAAAGACCGGUGCUGUGUAUAAAGUAGUAUCACAAACAGGACCAACUCACGCUCCAAUAUUUACAAUAGCCGUGCAAAUAGACGGUCAAUUGUACGAGGGUAAAGGUCGCACAAAAAAAAUGGCUAAACACGCUGCUGCUGAAUUGGCAUUACGGAAUAUUGUUCAAUUUCGUAAUACACCUGAAAUCCACCAAGCAAUUGGCUGCCAGGCAUUGACAACAGUCGAACCGGAUUUUACAUCUGACGUUACAGAAAAGGACAAUCAUCUUGUUAAUGCAUUCAAACCAUUACUACAAGAACCUAAAAACCCAUCAAAAUUUAUUGACAAAGGUCCAGUUGCGCUUAUCAAUGAAUUGUAUCCCGGUGUUAUUUAUAAUUGUGUGUCAGACAACGGUGAAAGUUAUGCUAAAUUUACAAUUGCUGUAACAAUUGAUGGUGAAACAUUCGAAGGGACUGGACCAAGUAAAAAAUUGGCUAAAGCUGCUGCCAGUAAAGCCGCUUUAGCUAAAUUACGCAAUGUUCACAGUUCAACAUUUUGUAUACCUUUGCCUGUACGUGUGCUACCUAAUUUUUCAAACUUUUCAUCAACUCACGAGUCAAUGAGUCUGCCACAAAUGUUAGCUGAUAAGAUUGGCAAGAUGGUUAAUUCAAAGUUUACUGAAUUGAUGCAAAAUAAACCUCAGCAUGCUAGACGCAAAGUACUAGCCGGGAUCGUACAAACAAAAGGCAAUGACGCUGAAUUAAUUUGUGUUACUACAGGUACAAAAUGUAUAUCUGGAGAACAUUUAAGUGUAACAGGUGGAGCAUUGAAUGACUGUCACGCUGAAGUAGUGGCACGACGUUGUUUGUGUGAAUACUUAUAUCAACAAUUGAAACUUCAUACAGAAAAUCGUGGUGAAGAAUCUAUAUUGGAAGAAAAAAAUAAAAAAGGAUUCAAACUAAAACAGGGUAUACAAUUCCAUUUAUAUAUAAAUACAGCACCCUGUGGGGAUGCUAGAAUAUUUUCGCCACAUGAAGAAAAUGAGUCUGUUGACAAACAUCCUAAUAGACGUGCUCGCGGGCAGUUGAGAACAAAAAUAGAAUCCGGUGAAGGUACUAUUCCUGUUAAAAGUAGCGAAGGAAUUCAAACAUGGGACGGUGUACUUAUGGGACAAAGACUGCUGACGAUGUCGUGUUCGGAUAAAAUAGCUCGAUGGAACGUACUAGGUGUGCAAGGUGCAUUACUCAGCCACUUCAUCGAGCCUAUUUACUUCCACAGCAUCGUUCUCGGCAGCCUAUUAAAUCCUAGUCAUAUGUAUCGCGCGGUGUGCGGCAGAAUUGAAAAUACAAUUCAAGGAUUGCCGCCACCAUAUCGAUUAAAUAAACCACUUAUGAGUUUAAUUACGUCUUCCGAAGUUAGACAGCCGGGUAAGGCGCCUAAUUACAGUGUCAAUUGGACAACAGGACAAACUGAAGCUGAAGUAAUCAAUUGCACAACGGGAAAAGAUGAAUUGGGAAAACCAUCAAGAAUCUCAAAACAGGGUCUAUUUCGUAUGUUUUUUAAUCUAUUGGGAAAGAUAAGUACAAUUGAUGAUAUAGAUCGUGAUAUAUGCCAUCAAUACCUUGAUGCUAAAUCUACAGUUCAAGAUUAUUCGCACGCAAAACGUCAAUUAAAGGAAGCAUUCGUGCGAGCACAGUUGGGCAAUUGGGUCAAGAAACCAAUUGAGCAAGACAUGUUCGAAGUUGAUAUCUGACUAAUUAAUAAUGACAACAGUGAUAAUUUCAGCGGAAAUAAUACUAACAACAGCAACAAUAAUAACAACAACAAUACUUCUGACAACAACGGUAAUAAUCUACCGGCAUUUAACUAUACAGGUGAUGAUAUUGAUAUUAAUAAUGAAAGGCCUCAUAAAUAUUAUCAGUAUCAGUAUUUAGCUCAUAAUGCAAACUAGAUCGCACGUUCGGCGUGUCACGACACGGCAGAGUUUGGCGUUAGUAAAGCAUUAAUCGUAGGAACUCGCACUUAAUUAGUUAUUAAUUAAAAAUUAACAUUUUUCAUGUUUUCUUUUUU
Cotesia glomerata is the source of this 2423-nucleotide messenger RNA. RefSeq names its product double-stranded RNA-specific editase Adar (gene Adar). Bases 166 to 2106 code for a protein of 646 amino acids. Gene Ontology annotation, molecular function: tRNA-specific adenosine deaminase activity; double-stranded RNA binding; double-stranded RNA adenosine deaminase activity. Lineage: Eukaryota; Metazoa; Arthropoda; Insecta; Hymenoptera; Braconidae. The record is from RefSeq and is a predicted model, not a curated record. Gene Ontology annotation, cellular component: nucleolus; cytoplasm. Gene Ontology annotation, biological process: adenosine to inosine editing; RNA processing. The transcript has 8 exons.